This is a messenger RNA of Zophobas morio, 2102 nucleotides long. Its product is annotated as glycerol kinase-like. Gene Ontology annotation, biological process: phosphorylation; glycerol-3-phosphate biosynthetic process; glycerol metabolic process. Lineage: Eukaryota; Metazoa; Arthropoda; Insecta; Coleoptera; Tenebrionidae. Gene Ontology annotation, molecular function: glycerol kinase activity. The transcript has 11 exons. Gene Ontology annotation, cellular component: mitochondrion. The record is from RefSeq and is a predicted model, not a curated record. Bases 241 to 1920 code for a protein of 559 amino acids.
AUGCCUGACAGUUUGACAGGUCCUGUGCCAGCGAUUGGCUUUUAUAGGUUAAUUGUUAGGAAAUUGGUGAAUAAACACGUAUCUUAUCGCGAAUGGGUAUAAAUAUUAAUCCGCACCUAAAACGAUGAUAAUCCAGUAAAGUGGGUAAAGUGACGUAGUGGAGGUGUGUCCACCGUGCACUGUGUCAAGAUAACCUCAACCGCUCACUUCUAAAACCUAAGAAUUUGCCCCUCAUAGAACAUGGUAUCCGAUUCUGGAGACGGGGCCCCCUUGAUCGGUGUAAUAGACGCGGGGACAAAAACUGUGCAAUUCUGUGUUUUUCGUAGUCAACAUGCACAGGAGAUUGCUGGAGAUGCCAUAGACGUGACCCAGCAAACCCCUCAAGAGGGCUGGUUUGAAGAGGACCCCACUGAAAUCCUCCAAGCCGUCAAAACGUGCAUGAAAAAUGUCGUUAAUAAGUUAGACGAGAAAAAGUGUAAAGAGAUUGUAGCUAUUGGAAUUACCAAUCAACGGGAAACCACGGUGGUUUGGGAUAAAACCACUGGAGAACCACUUUAUAACGCUAUAGUUUGGAAUGAUAUUAGGACAGAUUCUACAGUAGACAUAAUUUUGGCGAAGGUACCUGAAAACAAUAAAAACUAUUUUAAGCCGCUAUGUGGUCUUCCAAUUUCUCCCUACUUUAGUGCUUUCAAAUUAAAAUGGUUGAUGCAUCAUGUGCCUGAAGUGAAGAAGGCGAUUAAAGCCAAGAAGUGUCUUUUUGGUACCGUGGACACCUGGAUAUUGUGGAAUUUAACAGGAGGUCCGAACGGCGGUCUUCACCUAACUGACGUCACAAAUGCCUCUAGGACUUUUUUAAUGAACAUAGAAACCUUCCAUUGGGACCCCAUAUUGUUGCACACGUUCAAGAUUCCUGAGGAAAUUUUGCCGGAAAUUCGGAGCAGCUCGGAGAUUUAUGGGAAGAUUUUCGGCGACGAUUUUCCCUUGAAAGGGGUGCCGAUUUCGGGGAUUUUAGGCAACCAACAGUCGGCUCUGAUUGGUCAAAACUGCUUUAAAGAAGGUCAAGCUAAGAACACGUACCGCAGCGGAUGCUUUCUCUUGUACAACACAGGAACCAAUAGGGUGCAAUCUAGUCACGGUUUAGUAACUACAGUGGCCUACAAAUUCGGCAAUUCGCCUCCAGUAUAUGCAUUGGAAGGUAGCGUUGCCGUCGCCGGUUCUGCCUUAUCCUGGCUCCGAGACAACAUGGGUUUCCUCAAAGACGUCCACCAGGACACCGAGUCCCUAGCCAAAGAAGUCUUCAACACUGGAGACGUUUACUUCGUACCUGCUUUCACCGGCUUGUACGCCCCCUACUGGCGUAAAGAUGCUAGAGGGAUCAUUUGUGGUCUCACUGCAUUCUCGACCAAACAGCACAUUAUUAGAGCCGCCCUUGAAGCCAUAUGUUUUCAAACUAGAGAUAUUUUAGAAGCUAUGAACAAAGAUUGCGGUAUACCGCUAACCAAGCUGAAUGUUGAUGGUAGACUUACUAGAAACGACUUGUUGAUGCAGCUGCAGGCUGACAUCAGUGGCAUUCCGGUUAUUAGGGCGCAGAGCCAGGAUAUAACAGCGUUGGGGGUGGCGAUGGCGGCGGGACGAGCUAGCGGGAUUGGGGUGUGGGAUUUGGAGUCGGAGGAGAGGGAUGUGGUUCCGAGCGACACGUUUCUGCCCACGACGACUGAAGACGAACGGGAUUCAAGAUACACGAAGUGGAAAAUGGCCGUCCAGAGGUCGCUCGGGUGGGCGGUACCUAAGAAGACGCUGAGUAUGACAGAGGAAAAAUACAGACUAUUGGCCAGCAUUCCUGGAAGUUUGUACCUCAUUGGCAGCUUCGGGCUUCUAGCUUUGUCGGAAUACCUAGCUGCCAGUGGUGCUAAAGCUUAACGAUCGAUACUCAUGACAAAGUCUGUAGAUUUUUGCCGACCUGAUAAUUUUGAUAUUUACAUCGUUUUACAAAUAGCGGUAAUGGACAAUGUACUUUUUUGUUGAUAUUGUAUGAUUUGUUACGUACUUAAUGAAGUUUAACUUCUUUGGGGUUACAAUAAAGUGGACGCUUUUUACUUGUG